AUGCGUCCGAAAAGCCGCAACGACUUUGCCAUCGCGAUUAUCUGUGCCCUUCCACUCGAAGCUGACGCCGUUGAGGCCCUUUUUGAUGAGCACUAUGACCGGCUGGGAAAAUACUAUGGCAAACAACGGCGCGACGCGAAUGCAUACAUCAAUGGACGGAUCGGCAAACAUGAUGUGGUUCUUUGCUAUAUGCCGGGAAUGGGAAAAGGAAGCGCGGCAAGUGUUGCUGCAAGUCUGCGAGCCAGCUACACGGGCAUUGAGCUUGCUCUGGUUGUUGGUAUCUGUGGAGGCGCUCCACCACCACCGAAGUAUCAGGAUAUAUUCCUAGGCGAUGUGAUCAUCAGUGAUUCGGUAAUCGAAUAUGACUUUGGCAGACAAUACCCUGGUGGUUUCCAAAGGAAGACUGGCGUCAAGGACACGUUGGGCAGGCCUGGCCCCGAGAUUCGGGCAUUCCUUAAUGGUCUUCGUGCUGAGAAGACCCGCAAUGAACUCCAGAGCCAGACACAACAAUAUCUUCACACUCUCCAACAAAGGACGAAGUGGUGUCACCCAGGGGUUAGUGAUAUCCUUUUUAAGGCCUCUUAUCUUCACAAGCAUUACAGUCAUACUUCUGCUGCUGGUUGCUCCUGCCUUGGUAGUGACUCAUUUGGUCAAGUUUGUGAUCAAAUCUGUGAAGAGGCAUUAGGGAAGGAUUGUGAUGAUCUCAAUUGCGAUAAAGGUCAACAAAUCCGAUGUCGAGAGAUCUCAGAAGCCAAGCCUAUCUCUAUAUAUAUUGGACCAGUUGCUUCUGCCGAUACGGUCAUGAAAUCUGGACAGCAUCGUGAUGAGAUCGUCAAAACAGAGAAGGUUAUCGGCUUUGAAAUGGAGGGCGCAGGGGUGUGGGAGAAUGUCCCCUGUAUCAUCAUCAAAGGGGUUUGUGACUAUGCCGAUAGUCAUAAGAGCAAGUUAUGGCAAGCAUAUGCAGCAGCAACUGGAGCGUCAACAGCAAAAGCUUUUCUGGAAUACUAG
Molecule: messenger RNA, 1008 nt
Organism: Aspergillus nidulans FGSC A4
Lineage: Eukaryota; Fungi; Ascomycota; Eurotiomycetes; Eurotiales; Aspergillaceae
Product: 5'-methylthioadenosine/S-adenosylhomocysteine nucleosidase family protein
Exons: 1
Coding region: 1-1008 (335 amino acids)
Biological process (GO): nucleoside metabolic process
Molecular function (GO): catalytic activity
Source: RefSeq, a predicted model, not a curated record